Moneuplotes crassus is the source of this 891-nucleotide messenger RNA. The record is from the annotation of a GenBank genome assembly. NCBI's taxonomy places the organism in Eukaryota, Ciliophora, Spirotrichea, Euplotida, Euplotidae.
AUGGCUAAUAACGACUUCUGGACUCAAGAAGAAGCUAGAUGUGACUUUGAUGGUCAGUUUGAUGAAGAGUCUUCUCACAGUUCGCCCAGCAUCAAGAUGGCAGUUUGUUUGCCUUCAUGAGUUCGUCACCAAAGCAAAUUGCACUCUGAUCAAAAGCUGGAAGUGUUCUCGAUGAGAGCAUGUGAAAAUGGAAAGAAGAGACUGGGGCUUCAGAUCAAGAAGACUCAGAGUGUGAUUGACAAGUCUGAGCCUUAUUCUCAAGUUCAUGAUCUUAAAAAAUACAAACACAUGAGUCCCAAAGCUUUAUGGGGUAACCAAGAAGAGGUAUCAACAGUAGAGGCAAGACAUAAGAAUCUUGAAAAAGCAUUAAAAAUUAGUGUGAGAGCAACUAUAAAAAAAGACAUUCAAAAGCGUGUAAAUUUGGACGGAGGAAAUAAAGAUAGAACCAAUUUCAAAGAUUUCUGCCAAAAACAUAAGGAUACUCUCUAUAAAACUAGUAAAGAAGAAAUUAAACAGGUAGGAAGGCAGGAUCAUGAGAAAGAGAAAAAGAAGAACUCAGGGCAGUCCAUCAAGCAGCUUUUAGGCACUCUUGUCAAGCGCAGAAGAAUGAGUUCCAUUGGAGAAUUUAAAGCAAAUAUAAACAGAAGUAACUCGGCUUUACGCAAACAAAAGAGGAGGUCAGAUGAUGGAUACUCUAUGAACCCUUUCCAAACUAGUCUGAGCCCUGUCAAGGUGAAGGAUAGGUCAGCCACACUGAAGGAGGAAUGAGUACUUGUAACAAUGAACGACAUUGAGGCGAUAGAGUAAACUUAAGAGUCAAUUCCACAAGUAUGGACUUGGAUGCUAAUUAAUUUUGUCAUUAUUAAAAUCUCUUCUAUUAAUACUUUCUUG